UCGCCGAGACAGCGCGACGCUGUCAGCGGGAGUCCGUCCGUCGGCGGGUUCCAGUCGGAGCUCGGACAGCGAGGCGGCCGUACGCUGCGCGUGAACGCGCUCCGCCGUGAACGCGCUCGCAGCGAACGAGCCUCCAGUGAAGGCGCUUGCAGCCGUCGCCGGGAAAGCCGACGGCAUGGAAGGCGGUUUCUGACUCGAGCACGGAGAGAUUGCCAGAUUCCACCCCAGACCCAGCAUGGCUGUGGACGCUGCCUCCAGCUUCAGUUUCUGUCGUGGCGGACUGGAGCACACCGUGUCAGCUGAAGACCUCAACUACCAGCUGCCCCGCAAGGCAGGUGGUAGCCUGACCUGGCACGACGGGCGCGGUCAGAAGACGGCUGGCGGCCGGACAGUGAAGCUGCUGCAGCAGCCAGGGACAGAGCCGCUGCAGAUACGACCAGGUGAGGCCUUCACCGUGUACCAUACAAGUCCAACGCUCUCUUGCCUAUCCAAGCCCGUGGUCCUGUGGACGCAGCAAGAUGUCUGUAGAUGGCUGAAGAAGCACUGUCCACACAACUACCUGACCUAUGUGGAGGCCUUCUCGCACCACGCCAUCACAGGACGGGCAUUGCUGCGGCUAAAUGGGGAGAAGCUGGAGCGCAUGGGUAUCGUCCAAGAGACUUUGCGGCAGGAGGUGCUUCAGCAAGUGCUGCAGCUGCAGGUUCGAGAGGAGGUGCGCAACCUGCAGUUGCUCAGCCGAGCUUCCUUUGGAAACCUCUCUUAGCUCGUCCGGCUGUUUGGCAGCCCAUGCUGACUCAGUGGACUCCCUAUCACCCUGGGAGGAACUUUACAGUGUGGACGCAUGAACAGAAGCUUGUGCCUCCAAAGGGACUGGAACCUUUGACGUCCUGCCAGCCAGAAAACACUGAUACAACAAAAGGCAAUCUGCCUGGUUCCAGAGGAUAACACUGUGCUUCAAAUGGUCCUGAUACCAGUAAAUACAGAAAAAAUGUUCCAGUUUAGGAGAGCAGCACAUAGGAUCACUCAGAGUAUCAUAAUGAGUAAACCGAAGAGUUGGAACUCCAUUUGGCCCCAAUGCAGCAGGACUGCUAAUGUGUUCCUCAGUUCCCGAGAAGGUUUGCACUCACAACUUGAUCUCACACCAUUUUCUCUUUGGCCCUGGGUCAUUUAACCAGCCAAAUUGUCAAACGAAAUGUGGCCGCCUUCAGAUCACCUUAGUUCAAGACCCCAUGAUCGUCACCUGGUCAAGCUCAACCCACCACCUUCUACCGUGUUCCUGGUGUCAGCCACACACUUACCUAUCUACCGAUUUGUUUCAGUCGCUGGAAGUUGGAACAAACAUGUUACUCACAGACUGAAGUAACAACUGGUUAGCAAAUGAUUGUGAUUGUUGAUGUAGCUGAAUGCACCUCUGAUUAGGAGUUGUGCCUCCUUUCUUAGUUUGUCUGACAAAAGUCCAACAAAUUGUCUCUUGCAAAUGAUGCCAGCAGUUUAUGUGUAAG
Molecule: messenger RNA, 1502 nt
Organism: Scleropages formosus (Asian bonytongue)
Lineage: Eukaryota; Metazoa; Chordata; Actinopteri; Osteoglossiformes; Osteoglossidae
Product: sterile alpha motif domain-containing protein 10-like
Exons: 5
Coding region: 236-763 (175 amino acids)
Biological process (GO): cell surface receptor protein tyrosine kinase signaling pathway
Cellular component (GO): cytoplasmic side of plasma membrane
Molecular function (GO): protein binding
Source: RefSeq, a predicted model, not a curated record